AUGCGUUCCACAUCAGCUCAGUUAGUGUUCGGCUGCGUCGCCGCUCUGCUGGCCCUGGCCGAGGCACGUCCUCAGUACGGCUACGAGCAGCCGCAGACUAGCGAUCUCUUUGUGGGCGGCAUUGGCCUGUCGGGCCUCCCGAACCCCGGGGGACAACUGGUGCUGCCCAGCCCGGUGGGCCAGCUGCAGCAGGUACAUCGAGGCGGCGACAAGUACCUGCCGCCAGCUAGCACCACGCCGGCGCCCAUCAUCAACAAGAAGUUCUAUCUGGUGUCGGCGCCCGAGGAGCGCGGCAACGAGAACAAGGUGAAGCAUCUGGUGCUCGGCAGGCCGCAGAAGAACUAUCGCGUGGUGUUCAUCAAGGCGCCAGCUGGCGACAAUGGCAACGUUAAGUACUCGGCCGAGUUCGCGCCGCAGGAGGAGAAGACCGUCAUCUAUGUGCUGAGCAAGAAGGGCAACGACUUGGAUGCCAACGAUAUUGCGACACCAGCGCCGACGCAGCCCAGCAAGCCGGAGGUGUUCUUCAUCAAGUACAAGACCGAGGACGAGGCCAACCAAGCCCAGAAGGAGAUCCAGGGACAGUACGACAAGCUGGGCGGCACCAACGAGUUCCAGGAGGACAACAACGCCCCGAUCACCUCCGUCAUCGGCAGCCUCGACAGCCUCAAUCCCGAUGGCAGCUACAACUACCGCCAGAUCAAUCGCCCCAGCACUAAUCCCUCUUCCCAGUAUCUGCCCAGUGCCCUGAAGCGAUAAGCGCCCGCACUCCACACCACCACGCCACGCCCUCUAUCCCCAAACCCAAUCCCCGCCCACGCACGCACACAAACUUCA
Messenger RNA from Drosophila arizonae, 834 nucleotides. It is a transcript of the gene TwdlY, whose product is annotated as TweedleY. Gene Ontology annotation, biological process: chitin-based cuticle development. Gene Ontology annotation, cellular component: chitin-based extracellular matrix. The record is from RefSeq and is a predicted model, not a curated record. Lineage: Eukaryota; Metazoa; Arthropoda; Insecta; Diptera; Drosophilidae. Gene Ontology annotation, molecular function: structural constituent of chitin-based larval cuticle.